UCAAGAUGACCAGCAGUACAUGGAAGCAUUUGACCAGCUGUUAGAAUGUUGGACAUCCCUGCUACGCGAUGCUGGGCACUUCCCUCCAGCCUACUUCUGCAGCCAUGCCAUCCAAAUCUUUAACUGCUACCUCCAGAGCCACUUGGGGGCGCCAGACGGGACAAGAGAUCAGAAACAGAAUGGAGAUGCAAGUGAAGAUGAUGAGGAGGAAGAAGUCAACGAAGUAGAAGAAGACGAUAGAGAUUUAUUUGCUGAUCAGCUAAUUAGUGUAGCAGCCAUGGGCAGAGCAACACCACAACAUAGUAUACCUAUAUUAACAAAGUUUCUAGAAGAUAGAGCACUUAGAUUACAUAAUCAUCUAAAUAGACAUCAGCAUCAGCAGCAUCAUAACGUAGAUCUAGAUAUCAAGGGACUUCAUCAAAUCUUUGAAGAUGUACAUUGGCUUACACUAAUAACAGGUCAUCUUCUAGCCGAUGAUUUCCGUGGUGAGACACCGGUCAUUCCAGAGCAGCUUAUACGAUACUCACAGCUAGAAUCUCAACACGUCGAUACAGACAUCACUCUGAAGGUUCUAGGUUCAAUACAUGACAACCCCUCUUCAAUACCGGGUCAUGAAAAAGCUGAUAAAGUCAUUAGGUUAGCAGCAGCUGUCUUCCGUAUCUCUGAGAUCGAGAGGCGGGCCGUCCAGGCCCAACUCGGCGAUCUUUGGAGCCCUCAAGUAGGUAGUACUGUGGUCUGGUUUCUACGACGAUGGCUAUCAUCAUAUCUCAUGCUCAACGAAUCCUACUAUCAAGAGCUAAGCGUACCCUUAGCAGUGUGUUUUGGUAAGGGUACGGAGGGGAGUAACUGGCUGACUAGUUUCCUCCUUGAUAAGUGCCUGUCAAAUCUAUCGGUGUGGAGUGGAGAACAUGAGCUUGCCAACGACACGGUCGACCUUCUAGUAGCACUGGUGGAGAAAAAAGAGAGAUGUAUACCAGCGCUGCAAUGUGAGAGCUUCUGGACCUUAGCCAAGCAGCAUGCAAGCAGUUCUCCGCCCUUAGACCUGCUUCCUCUGGACAUCAAGUCAAACCUGAUGAAGGCCUUGGUCCUGGCCGGAUCCCUAGCCAAUAACUCUGAGAUCAAAGACAGAUUCAUGCAAGAGGUUCUUCUUCCAGUUCAGAACCGCUUCAAGGGUUUGAUCCAGCAGGAGGACUUUGUCAGGAAGUCCCAGGACGACUCCCUCAGGGCCACCCUCUGCAUGCUCCUCAGUCACAUCCGGGGCAUCGUCAUGGGAACCCGUUUCAACUCUGCCGAUGAGCUCUUCCUCUUCACCUUGCCCCUUGCCAUGGAGUCGGUCUCGCUCGUCAGGACCUACCAUAAUUGUCCCGAGGUCGUAGAGAUGGUGUUGGAGAUGUUCCUGGAGAUGGGCAGGAGACAGCUGACGUACCUCAAUAAGGCGAACUCCUUCAAGCUUUACGAGAUCUCACUAUCCCUCCUGGAGACCUACAAGCAGUGCAAUCUUGGCAAACUGAGGCAGGAUGUCUUGGCCGAAGAGGAACAGUACCAUGAUAUAUCCAUCAUGAUUGAAAUGCUCACAGAGAUCAUCUCAAAGGACAUGACUGAUUUUCUCCACGAUAGUGAGCCUAGUCCAGCUAACAAUGUCUCUGCUCCUGAUGUGGUCUUGUAUGGCUUCAACCUUCUUCUACCUCUUAUCAAUCAAGAACUUCUCAGGUUCCCAACCCUAUGUCAGCAGUACUUCCGUCUCAUCACGUCCAUCGGUGAGCUGUACCCCGAGCGUCUCGUCCGCAUCCCGGCAGCGCUUUUCCAGAACCUGAUGGCGUCCAUAGAGGCGGGACUGACCGAGUUUGGUGGCGAGGUGUCUAGCAUGACCCUGGACGCCCUCACAUCCAUGGCCGAACACUGUGCAAAGAAUCGCCAAGAGGUGGCGGGCUCUCAGCUCGAUCAUGCCAUGGAGCACUUUCUAAGGGUACUAUUUGAUAGCAUCGUUAAGCAGAGCUUUGAUUUGGAUAUCAUACCAGCAGCAGGAGCGGCUUUCUACACUCUCAUAUGCAGUCAUCAUGAGAAGUACACUGAGCUAGUCAACGGCAUCCUCCGUCGCCAACCCAACCCUUCCAACUACCAGAGACUAGCAACGGCAUUCCGUCAGCUCACGCCCAACGAUGCGAUCUUCUGUCUGGACCGGGCCCAUCGCAUCAAGUUCCAGGCCCAGCUUGAGAGCUUCCUAGGCAAUGUCAGAUCAUUGCUCAUCGUCAAGUGAUGAUUGUGCCUUGAGAGAAGUUGAGGUACCCUCACUAUAACAUACCAGAAGUGACUCUAGAGGAAUAUUCCUCCUUGUCAAGUCAUGACUUGUCGUUCAAAGACUGUUUUGUCAAGUAAUGACUUGUCGUUCAAAGACUAUUUUGUCAAGUAGUGACUUGCCAUUCAAAGACUGUUUUGUGAAGUAGUGACUUGUCGUUCAAAGACUGUUUUGUCAAGUAAUGACUUGGCGUUCAAAGACUGUUUUGUCAAGUAAUGACUUGGCGUUCAAAGACUCUUUUGUCAAGUAAUGACUUGACAUUCAAAAACUGUUCUGUCAAGUAAUGACUUGUCAUUCAAAGACUAUUUUGUCAAGUAGUGACUUGCCGUUCAAAGACUGUUUUGUGAAGUAGUGACUUGUCGUUCAAAGACUGUUCUGUCAAGUAAUUACUUUGAGUUCAAAGACUGUUUUGUCAAGUAAUGACUUGCCGUUCAAAAACUCUUUUGUCAAGUAAUGACUUGGCAUUCAAAAACUGUUUUGACAAGUAAUGACUUGGCGUUCAAAGACUGUUCUGUCAAGUAAUGACUUGUCAUUCAAAGACUGUUUUGUCAAGUAAUGACUUGGCGUUCAAAAACUCUUUUGUCAAGUAAUGACCUGACAUUCAAAAACUGUUUUGUCAAGUAAUGACUUAGCAUUCAAAAACUGUUUUGUCAAGUAAUGACUUGUCGUUCAAAGACUGUUUUGUCAGUAAUGACUUGGCAUUCAAAGACUGUUUUGUCAAGUAAUGACUUGGCAUUCAAAGACUGUUUUGUCAAGUAAUGACUUGUCAUUCAAAGACUGUUUUGUCAAGUAAUGACUUGGCGUUCAAAAACUCUUUUGUCAAGUAAUGACCUGACAUUCAAAAACUGUUUUGUCAAGUAAUGACUUGGCAUUCAGAAACUGUUUUGUCAAGUAAUGACUUGUCGUUCAAAGACUGUUUUGUCAAGUAAUGACUUGGCAUUCAAAGACUGUUUUGUCAACGUUCAAAGACUGAUUUGUCAAGUAGUGACUUGUUGUUCAAAGAAUGUCUUUAUGACUAUGUUAGACUUGCCCUUUACAUGACGUGUCUGAACCACUGUGAGAACUUUUGUGUCAAGGUCAGACUCUUCCUCACCCUCAAGUGAUGACCCUGUCUUAAGACAUCUUAUGCCAGGAAACAUCAAAAGUUAACUCACCAUAAAGCUCCAGAACUGGUUAUAGAUUAAAGUUCCUCUUUUUUUUUCUUCAGAGAUCGUCUGAAGUACUCUCAACUUCCCCUGUUACUGUAAGCCCUGUGAUUUGUACAUGUAUGGACAUACCCUAUGCUGAUAGUAGGAAUUUGUUCAGAAGGAUAGUUUAAUCUGAGUUGGAACAGUCUUUCAAUGUCACUUCACGUUAAAGCCUUAUAGCUGUAUGAACACCCCUUAUUGUGAUAAUAAGCUGGAUCUAUCACUAUGUAGGCAGUGUUCAUACAUGAACAAUUUGACUUGCUGAAGAAAAUAAGGUUGUUAUAACCUUUAUGAGAGCAAAGAGAUAAAAAAAAACAGUGAUAAGACUUGAGAAGAAAACUCUUGCUCAAACUGUGUGUGAAUAAAAAAACAAUGUAUUUUUGUACAAUGUAUGAAUAGUUUGUUAUAUAUGAAUACUUCUUCAUUGGGUAUUUAUUAGGAUCAUUUUAAGUGAUUUAAAGAGACAAUCCUCAUUCUAUAUUUACUUUUGUUCAUUCUUGUUUUGCCUUCUAGUUUAUUCACCCGUCAGAUGCACAAUGAAUGUGUAAUAGAAAUUAUUGAAGGAAAAAUCUUGAGAUAAGCAAAAUAGUUUACUCAUUUGCAUUUGUGGUUUAUUGUACAGGUAGAUUACAGUUUCAAGUAGAAUUCAGAAUGAGGAACGGAAAAUGUAUAUCAAAUGUGAAGAAUGUACAGAUCAUGAGAGGUGUACUUUCUUUAUUUAAAUUCUUAAUGCACAUCAUCAUUCCAU
Strongylocentrotus purpuratus (purple sea urchin) is the source of this 4231-nucleotide messenger RNA. It is a transcript of the gene xpo4, whose product is annotated as exportin-4. Gene Ontology annotation, biological process: protein export from nucleus. The transcript is spliced from 13 exons. Gene Ontology annotation, cellular component: nuclear pore; cytoplasm. NCBI's taxonomy places the organism in Eukaryota, Metazoa, Echinodermata, Echinoidea, Camarodonta, Strongylocentrotidae. The record is from RefSeq and is a predicted model, not a curated record. Bases 20 to 2257 code for a protein of 745 amino acids. Gene Ontology annotation, molecular function: nuclear export signal receptor activity.